GUGUUACUUUUCCUCCUGCUGGCGAUAGCUAACGCUACGUUGGUGUCAUCGUCUUAUCGGUUUGGGGUUUGACAAUAGAAACAGCAGCCUUAUUUCGUGUCCACCCACGAAUACCUUUUCCCAUCGGGGUCUCUGGAGAGAUGAACAACAACGGGAAUAAGAGAGCUCCAACGACAGCCACUCAGCGACUUAAGCAGGAUUACCUCAGGAUAAAGAAAGACCCUGUGCCUUACAUUUGUGCAGAGCCUCUUCCCUCCAACAUCCUAGAAUGGCAUUAUGUAGUCAGAGGUCCUGAGAAAACUCCAUAUGAAGGAGGAUAUUAUCAUGGAAAGCUCAUAUUUCCUCGAGAAUUCCCUUUUAAACCACCAAGUAUCUAUAUGAUUACGCCAAAUGGGAGAUUUAAGUGUAAUACAAGGUUAUGUUUGUCCAUCACAGACUUCCAUCCAGACACGUGGAACCCUGCAUGGUCGGUGUCCACCAUCCUCACAGGUCUGCUCAGCUUUAUGGUGGAGAAAGGACCCACUCUUGGUAGCAUUGAGACCUCUGACUACACAAAACGACAGCUGUCAGCCCAAAGCCUGGCCUUCAACCUAAAGGACAAAGUCUUCUGCGAGUUGUUUCCUGAUGUAGUCGAUGAAAUGAAGCAGAAACAGAAGGCCCAGGAGGAGUUAAGCGCCCGCACUCAGCCCCUCCCCUUACCCGAUGUGGUGCCUGACGGUGACCCUCAACAUGCCCACUACGGCCUCCCCGCCCUCAACGGAGGUGCUGUUCCACUCGGGGGGGCCAACCCUGCCCCUGGCCUGCAGCAGGCAAAUCGUAACCAUGGACUUCUAGGUGGGGCUUUAGCCAACCUGUUUGUAAUUGUAGGCUUUGCGGCGUUUGCCUACACGGUGAAGUAUGUGCUGAGGAGCAUAGCCCAGGAGUGAGAGGAGCCAGUGCUGUAGGGGCCAGCUAGAGGACUCCACAUUCUAAAAAACACUACGUGGGGAGGGAUGUUCAGUCCUGGGUUAAACCCCUCCACGACCACCACCACCACCACAGCCACCACCACGGACUUUGGAAGACGCUAAUUCAAAGCCAACCCACCCAGGAAGGAUAGAGCGGAGGAGGUGGGGGAGUGGACGGGAGUGGCAGUAGGGCCGCGGGAUUGGAGGGGCUUAUUAAAACGGUUGUGAUCCACUCUGUGCUUCAGUGGUUUAUGUCAGUAGUAGAUGAAACUUGGCUCAUGGGUUGUGGAAGAGUGUUGAACACAGGACGUGUUAGUAAGUCAUAAUUUAUAGCCUCUGUGCUGGAGGGCUGGACAUGGCUCCAAAACAUUUUUAUCCUGCAGUGUACCAAGCAUUCCUGUUGAACGAUGGCUGAUGAAUUCUAUUUCUGAGCAGGUGAUACUGAAAGUAUGUCCCCAGUCUAUUUGCAUAAUAAAAGAGUGGCAGAGGUAAUCAUCAGGGCUCCUCAGGGUGUGUCUCAGACACCACAUUUCUUGUCAACAUGUUGCUGCUAGUGCAGCUCCAAAAACAGCAGUUAGUGCCACUAUCAUCACUGAUGUGAUUUUCUUUUUUUGUUGACAACUGUGUUUUACUUUUUUAAAAUGAAAUUUAGGGCAAAAAUAAUCGAAUAAAUCAGUGCCAGCCAAGCCCACCCCUGCAUAUUUGCUUUUUGUCAUUAUUUUGCAUUUCCAUUACCUUUAAACUGAGGUGAAGGGCUGCCCUUGGCACUGGAGUCAGUUUCCUGGUCUUUUCAUGCAUUACCUGGAACCUCCUUAGCUUUAAGGCAUCGGAUUUCAUCACCUUUACUUUAUGAAACCAGUUUUGCAGCCUUGAAUUUCACUAUGAAACAGGUGACGGUUACUUAGACUUGGAAUGGGAAGUUUUAUCAAAGCCAAGGGAAAUUUACCAAAAUAUUGUAUGUUGGGGUGCUUAUGAAAUUUCGGGUUGGUUUUUGCAUAGUAAAUACUUCAGUCGGACACAAAUGCAGGACAUUAAACAUUAUGUGCUGUGCACUAAUACCCCUCAGCCAGAAAGGACAGACGGACGGACAGACAAAAAAAUUAUAAUGUCCCUUCAGCCCGAAGUUGGCCGAGGGGUAAAAACCAUUUCGCUCCUUUGUAUUCAUAUAGGGUUCCUCAUUAAUCAUGACAGUCUGUGAUUUUUCAUACACAAAUGUGUUGACACAUUUUAAGCACAAAUGGAGCCUCACAAAGCCAUUCAGUCAGGACAGUGUAUACAGUAGUAAUAUAUGCAGUGAGGUCCAAUACAUGAUGGAACAACACUGCACAUACAUGUCUGCACCUCCGAAUGUCACGCUCUUCUCUGCAACAAAGCUAAAACAGACUUGACCAGUGAAUUUAUAUCUGCAUCUAAAUAUGAAAAGCAUAUAAAAAUAAGCCUGGCAUGUGUUUUGUUAGAGCUACUGCGUGGCUGAAGUCAGAUGUGUCCAGAUGUUCUCUCCAGUCAACCCAUGAGCCAAGCAGACAACCCAGUGUCUGCACAGACCUCAAUAAAGACCAAUACAUUUUAUUUUAUUAUUAUUUUUAAUUGGCUUAGCUGACCAGUAUAGCACCACUCUAUAUAGGUCCAAAUACAGAGACACCUGAAGAGAACCAACAUUUUGUUCAGUAUAUCAUUUCUUUUUGAUAUUUUUUUCUUUGUGUUUUUGUUCUUUUUAUUUAUAGAUACAGCCUUAGCGUGUCAUGGUUUCAUGGAAAUAUCCUGGUGUUUGCUGAGUAAAGCUGUGAUGGCAGCGUGGACAAACACACAGGCAGACUGUGACCCAGGCUUACAUAAUUGCUCAUAAUUUACUGUUGUGCAUUGCAUUUAGUAAAGAAGGUUCUACUGUGUAUCUAAUGGUUCAGCAGAAAAAAAAAUGGUCUGAAAGCAGAUUUGCCUUUCUAUUGCUCUUCUUUUCUUGGCACCAACUUAAAAAAGAAAAACUGAUGAUGGGAGUGCGUUUGUGUGAUUAUGCAGCAAAUGCCCUGGUUUCCAUGCUUCGGUUAAUCUUGUGUGACAUUGUAUGUUUUCAUAGUAAAUGCAAAUAAAUUACCCUGCUCUGCAGGACAUUUUAGAAAA
Sphaeramia orbicularis (orbiculate cardinalfish) is the source of this 3065-nucleotide messenger RNA. It is a transcript of the gene ube2j2, whose product is annotated as ubiquitin-conjugating enzyme E2, J2 (UBC6 homolog, yeast). Bases 141 to 926 code for a protein of 261 amino acids. The record is from RefSeq and is a predicted model, not a curated record. The transcript is spliced from 7 exons. Lineage: Eukaryota; Metazoa; Chordata; Actinopteri; Kurtiformes; Apogonidae.